Messenger RNA from Haemorhous mexicanus (house finch), 2168 nucleotides. RefSeq names its product T-cell surface glycoprotein CD1b-3-like. Gene Ontology annotation, cellular component: external side of plasma membrane. Bases 77 to 1156 code for a protein of 359 amino acids. Gene Ontology annotation, biological process: immune response; antigen processing and presentation, endogenous lipid antigen via MHC class Ib; positive regulation of T cell mediated cytotoxicity. NCBI's taxonomy places the organism in Eukaryota, Metazoa, Chordata, Aves, Passeriformes, Fringillidae. The transcript has 6 exons. Gene Ontology annotation, molecular function: lipopeptide binding; endogenous lipid antigen binding; exogenous lipid antigen binding. The record is from RefSeq and is a predicted model, not a curated record.
UGAAGCUUAAGUUCCCACCGGUUCUUCCUCCUCCCACAGUCACUGCUGCUGCUUCUUCAGCCUUGCUGCAUACACCAUGCAGCCCCCUCACCUCCUCCUCUUCCUCUUUCUCUUGAUCCUCCUCCCUGGGAUGUGGGCAGACCCAGAGGCAGAGCCACAGGUUAUCCAGUACCUCCUGACUAGCCUCUUUGCCAACAUCAGCUCUGCUGAGGUGUCGUGUGUGGCACUCGUAGGGGACAUAGCCAUCUUAACACUGGAUCCGGCCAACUGGAGCAUCCACUUCCACUGGCCCUGGGUCAGCCAGGCUGCAGCUGAAGGAGACGGGGAAAAGAUAAUGUCCCAGUACAAAAUCGCUCUGCGCAAUAUGAUCCGAUUUGUGCACGACACAGUUCAGCAGACAAAACAGCACUACCCCUUGGUGGUUCAGUUCCGUGCAGGCUGUGUGCUGUACCCCAAUACAACGAGCCAGGGCUUCCUGAAUGUUGGCUGGGAUGGCAGAGACCUCAUAGCUUUUGAGGUAGAUAAACAGGGCUGGGAGGCCCAGCAGCCAUCCCAGGUGGCAGAGCUGGUCAGCAAGAGCCUCAACAGGCAGAAGUCUCUCAGAAUACUCCUGGAACACCUUCUCUCUAUCUGGGUAUGCCAGAGUAACUUCCUCACCCUGAAGAGGUAUGGGAAGGAAAUUCUCGAGAGACAAGAGCUGCCUGUGGCCACGGUCUUCGCCCGCACCGCCAGCCUAGACCAGCUGCUGCUUGUUUGCCAUGUCACUGGCUUCUAUCCCCGUCCCAUCAGUGUGGCCUGGCUGCAGGAUGGCCAGGAGGUGCCUCUGGGCUCAACACUCAACACCAGCACCAUCCUGCCUAACGCUGACCUCACCUACCAGCUCCGCAGCGUCCUGGCUGUGGCCCCUCGUGAUGGGCACAGCUAUGUCUGCCGUGUGCGCCACCACAGCCUCGGCACCCGCAGCCUUCUCAUCCCAUGGGAAAACCGCAGCACAGCUCCAACCAUCAGCAUCACCAUUGCAGUGCUGCUUCUUGUGUCCACAGCCUUUGCUGGGGCAUUUUGGUGGUGGAAGCGCAGGAACGAGCUGCUCCAGUGUGGAUUCCCCUCAGGGUCACAAGUUCUGCCAGGAAACUGCUCCAGCACAGAGGCUCCUUAGGGUCACAGUCUCUCUCAGGCACACCCACCUUCUAUGGCAUUGGAGUCCUCCAAACGCUGCAGGUAGAUCUCUGCAGGUGUGGACCUUCAUGGGCUGCUGCAGAACAGCUGCUUCCCCAAGGUCUUCACCGCAGGCUGCUUGGUCACUAUCUGUGCUCAGUUGCCUGGAGACAGCAGGGUCCCUGCCGGACAGAUCCCGAGCGAGCUGCCAAUGGUGACCCGGACUGCACCUGACGUCACCUGGUGCCCGGUAGAUCCCCGGCGCCUCUGCCCCGCCCGCCUCACGCUUCCAUUGGCUAUGCCACGGCCUGUUCGCCAAUGCCAUUCGUGCUCCUCCUACGUCACUGGUCACCGGGCGAGCGUGGGACAAGCGUGGCCAGGUGGUGGGGUUGACCCGGACCCCCGGUCGUUGCCCUCGGCCCCAUCCAAACCUGGGCCUGCGCUUCCAAGCACUCGCUGUGGCUUCCCGCCGAUUCCGCAUGUCCCCGGAUCCAGGCCUCAGAUCACCCCCAGCACCGAAGAGCCGGGGAUGAGCCCAAGGCGUUUCUUGUCUCAGCUCCAGAUUUCAGGAUAAAGGCAAAAAGCCUUUUAGGCUUUUGGAAGGAAGAUGUUUGCAAUUGUCAGGCCUGCUUAAAAACCCAAAGCCAUGCUCCAUCGCCUGUCUUGGGGAGCCAGAGAGACAUGACAUGGUGAAAUAAUCCAACCAUUUGGUCCAGAAUGAUUAGAGCACUGUGGACCUCAUUGUCAUGACAUUGUUUCCCUCUUUCUCUCUUUCUGUAUGCACCUACCUAGGUGUAUGAAUACAAAGCAUGUGUAUAAAACUGCUGAAAAUUUAAACUUACAAAUUUCAUACCAAAGCAAUAAAAUCUCCCAGUUUGGGUGGGUUAUCCUACAAUUUCCACUUCUUUUGAGAAACAUUUCUUGCUAGUGGAUAUGCCAGUGUGAAAAAUGCGUAUUUUAUGAUUGGCUUUUCGCAAAUAUUAAAAUGAAUAUUAUAUGUGUUGUGUUAGAAA